AUGGCCUUGUCGACCAAAUUUUCCUACGAAACACCUAGCAACUACCUCAUCUAUGCGAGCGGUAAGGACAACGUCGGCAAAUUGAUUCCUUGUUCGCUCGCAAAAGCUGCACAUAUAUGUCUGUUCUUGCGUGCAUGGCAUGUUGUUAGAUGUCUUGUGGUGUUUCUGCUAUCACUACGAUCGUUGUCGUUAUCUGUGUGUCUGCGGAAAAAUCGCUUAGUAGGAACAAUGGAGCACCCUCUGGUGCAACGUUUAACGGACGUCAAAUUCGACACCAGACGUUUCCUUUCACUUGUCACUCAUGGUGGAAAGAAUUUUCCCGAUAAGGAGGGUCGAAAAUGGGUUGCAGAUCAUUUUGACAUAACCAUACAGCUGUCCAUCUUGUACGUUGUCGUCGUAUUUGGUCUGAGGCACAUUAUGCGAAAGAGAGAACCAUUUUCGUUGUUCGUUCCUCUUAAUAUAUGGAAUUUUACCCUUGCAGUGUUCUCAAUUAUUGGAACAAUCAAACUCACCCCAGAAUUCUGGAACACUUUGUUCGAUAAAGGACUGCAAAAUUCUUACUGCUACGCUUAUGACUUCACCAAAGACACCGUCUUCAUUGUUUUACGGAAGAGACCACUCAUGUUUCUUCAUUGGUACCAUCACAUCCUUACUGCUGUCUAUGCCUUCUACUCUCACCCUCACACUCCUGGUUUCAAUCGAUAUGGAAUAUAUCUCAACUUUACCGUACACGCUUUUAUGUACAGUUAUUACUUCUUGCGUUCGAUGAAGAUCAGUCUGCCUGGGUUAGGCACCAUCGCGAAGUUCAUCACCACUUUGCAGAUCUUCCAGUUCGUCGUUUCCUGCGCCAUUUUAGUCCAUAUUGGUUAUCUCGUAAAUAUUGCUGGGAUUCCAUGCGAUUUCGACAGCAAUAUCUUUGUAUUGGCAAUUCUUACGUAUUGCGUGGCGGCAAAGACAAAUAUAAGUCUGUGCCAGCAGAUUCGAAGAAGAAAAGAUAAAAUCACUAACGGUAUUUUUAUUGUUUUAUCAAUUUUAUGGCGCUUAAGCGAAGAUCUGACCAUGUCCUAUCAUUCCCACCACAUCACGUCUAAUGUUGUUCUCCAAGUCGCUAUGCUUACUUUGAUUCGUUCGUUUUAA
This is a messenger RNA of Necator americanus (New World hookworm), 1137 nucleotides long. RefSeq lists its product as uncharacterized. Gene Ontology annotation, biological process: sphingolipid biosynthetic process; fatty acid elongation, monounsaturated fatty acid; fatty acid elongation, polyunsaturated fatty acid. Gene Ontology annotation, cellular component: endoplasmic reticulum membrane. Lineage: Eukaryota; Metazoa; Nematoda; Chromadorea; Rhabditida; Ancylostomatidae. The transcript is spliced from 11 exons. The coding region runs from base 1 to 1137 and encodes 378 amino acids. Gene Ontology annotation, molecular function: fatty acid elongase activity. The record is from RefSeq and is a predicted model, not a curated record.